GAGGGGUUUUGCGGAGAAGUUUGUGUAAGAAGAAAAACUGCGGUACUUUUUCAUGUAGCCCUUCAACAAGUUGAAACGGUGAGUCGGAUCAAGGAGGAGCAGCUUUGUCCAAACAGCCAAUUAUGGAAAUUCCUGCCAUAAAUCUAAAGGCCAUCGUGCUGGUGCACUGGCUGCUUACAGUCUGGGGGUGUAUGGCGGGGUCGCCGUGGUCAUUUGCAUGGUCAAACUUUAGUGUUUUAGCAGUUGGAGUGUGGGCGAUUGCACAGAGGGACUCGAUAGAUGCGGUGAUCAUGUUUCUGAUAGGGAUGAUUUUGACAAUAUUGACCGACAUCAUCCAUCUCGGGAUAUUCUACCCCCUUAAUACCGUGAGCAACUUGUUUCGCUUCAGCUCAGGGAUGGCCAUCUUCAACCUGCUGCUCAAACCCAUGUCCUGCUUCUUCGUCUACCAAAUGUACCGCGAGCGAGGAGGAGAUUACAAUGUCAACUUUGGUUUCCCUUCUGUAUCACGAAACAGAGAUGAUUAUCAGUCCAUUGACCAUCAGGAUGACUCUUCUACCUCAGGAAAUCCCUUCAACCAGACCCCAGACAGCAAACCAGGAGCCCGCACAUACUGAGCGAAGCAGCCGUUGGAACAAUGCUGCGUUUUCUUUUCAGCAACGUCGUUGCUCUUUGGGACAGAUAUUGAAAUCCGUUCUGUUGUUGUCCCUGUUUUGUACAGUUAGUUACAUCUGAAAAAGUCUUAUUGUGCUAAAUAAUCAUCUGUUUGAAUGUCAGAGUGAAAUGUGGCAUGAUUAAAUCCCUGUCAUUUCAUAUUUUGGCACAUGACUGCUGAUCAUAUGCAGAGGAAACACUGUUCUCCCAUUCUCAUUCUGUGUUGCUGUACUUUUCACCUUCUAUUUUUAGUAGACGGGUGUUGAAUGGAGCUGUUGUAUCGACAGCGUUUUUUUUCUGUUACCUUUUACCUAUUGGGUAUUUCCCCCCCCCCCAAAUGUGGCACUAAGAGGCCGUUUCUUUGUGUAAGCGGUAUGUUAAUAUUUUCUUUCUUUUUUUUGUACAAUGCAGUACUGCUGAAGAGAGUGGGCUGUUUUUGCUGAGCCUUGUUACCCUUUGCUUUUGUACUUUUUCACCUAAUGUGAGAUUUGAAAUGCUUCAACUAAACUGGCCAGAACUGAAGUUAAUGUUUGCUAACUUGGCAUAAAAAAUAAUCUCACUGCAAUGCAGAUGGACUCCAUUCAUUAAUGCUGAUCUUUAGUGUUUGCAAAGUCCGCACCAAGACUUGUCCAUAUCAAGUCACCAAUCUACUGAAAUGUAAUAGAUAUAAAGACUGCUGAUUUUUGUAACAUCACAUUAUCAGUUAAUGUUUAUAAAAAACCAAAAGGAUUGUUGUCUUUGUCAUUCUAACAGGUACAAGUAAAGGGUUUUUAGAAGGCCGU
Messenger RNA from Archocentrus centrarchus (flier cichlid), 1433 nucleotides. RefSeq names its product angiotensin II receptor-associated protein (gene agtrap). The transcript is spliced from 5 exons. Lineage: Eukaryota; Metazoa; Chordata; Actinopteri; Cichliformes; Cichlidae. Gene Ontology annotation, cellular component: plasma membrane. The record is from RefSeq and is a predicted model, not a curated record. Gene Ontology annotation, biological process: regulation of blood pressure; angiotensin-activated signaling pathway. The coding region runs from base 123 to 614 and encodes 163 amino acids.